Molecule: messenger RNA, 2592 nt
Organism: Procambarus clarkii (red swamp crayfish)
Lineage: Eukaryota; Metazoa; Arthropoda; Malacostraca; Decapoda; Cambaridae
Product: putative inhibitor of apoptosis
Biological process (GO): regulation of cell cycle; negative regulation of apoptotic process
Cellular component (GO): cytoplasm; nucleus
Molecular function (GO): cysteine-type endopeptidase inhibitor activity involved in apoptotic process
Source: RefSeq, a predicted model, not a curated record
AGUGCGAUGAAGGCAAUUAAGACUUCUUUCCUGAGUGUUGCUUCCUUCAUCUCACCGUUCGAGGGCCUUGCCGCGGAAGCACUUUGGGAUUUCACAAUAAUGAUAAACAGUGAUAAAUGGCUGGACUAGUGAAAAUGUCGAAUGUUAGUAUGCUAACAGUGACGUUGAUAAAGAUUAGGAAUAAACGUCAUUAGUAAUGACAAUUGUCUGCUAAUUAGAGCCCGUAACACAUGGUGGAUAAUUCGUCAUCAACCAACACAUCAAGCAGAAUGAUGUGAUAUUAAAAGUAGACAUAAGAACAUAUAAAAGGAAAAAGAAAGAAUCAUUAAAGCGACAAAUAACAAAAUAGAAUAUGAUAAAUGAGAUGAGAAAAUGAGAUAUGGGAAGAGGAGUAUGAGGACUGGGAGGGGGGGGGGGGACGAUAGUUAAGCCUAAAAGGUGAAGUCAGUGGCACCUCACCAACGGUGCCCACACACCAGCUCCACUGCCUCUACCGGUCAGCCAACUCCCAGUCGACUUUCCCAGCCAGUCAGUCAACAAAUACAGCAGCCAACCAGCAGCUAUCCGGAUAUCACGUCGUCAUCCGCAAGCGUUCGGCCUUCAUGGAGGAACUUCUCCAGUGGUCCACACGGCAGCGACCGCCUGAGCUGCGUCGCGAGCGCCGAUUCCACUGCCAGACGGCCCUCCUGCUGGAGUGUGUGAGGCGCCAGACUUUUGCUAACUGGCCCGUGGCCUUCGUAGACCCCGACCAGCUGGCCAAAGCUGGCUUCUUCUACAUCCAGAAGAAGGACCACGUCCAAUGCUUCUUCUGCCACGGCAUCGUGGGCUUCUGGGACCCUGGUGACCAGCCGGAGUUGGAGCACCGAAGACACUUCCCGAAGUGUGCCUUCGUCGGAGACGUGGUCACUGGUAACGUUCCGGUGCUAUGCCCGGCCGACGACACGGGGAGAGUUUUUCGCCUCCUGAGCGAGUACCACGCCUUCAGAGUCACCAGCACCAGACCCAUCGCUAAGACUCCGGUCCAUAAGUAUCAAGACGACGCACAGGUGGACGUCGGCCAGCUGGCUUACCCACAGUUCAACACCGACGCCUCCCGGAAGCAAACUUUCACUAACUGGGAGGCUGAGGUCGGGAUCAGCACUCAUGCUCUAGUAGCUGCUGGCUUCUUCUACACUGGGAUCUCCGACUGGGUCCAAUGCUUCCACUGCGGUGGCGGACUGUUCUGUUGGCGCCAGGGUGACGACCCUGCCACCGACCAUGCCCGCUACUACCCCUGCUGUCCUUUCAUCAGGACACAGAAGGGAAAGGACACCAUCUCCAGGAUGAAAGAUGACAACAUUCCUCCCUCGGCAAUUAUCAGACCCAUCCUCCUAUCUGAAGAAGAGGCCAACCUGUUCCUCGCUCAUCCAUUUGCUAAGAAGCUGAUUGCAAUGGGUCUGUCGAGAACGUCAGUGAAGAAAGCUUUCCGUCUACUGGUGGAGCAGAGUGGGACGUUGUGUCGCACAGUGACCGACGCCCUUGAGCUGGUGUUCGAAUACGAGGAGACGCAGACACAGCAGAGACUUGCGUCUGACGCAGCGUCCGUCCUGCAGCGCUCCUCCGUUCAGGUCCCAGAGAACUCGUCCUUAGAGCAGGAGGUCCUACCCAUGGAGGAGGUAGCUACCACCGGCCACGAUGCAGCCUACUACCACACCCUUCUGCAGGAGGUGAAGGAGCUGCAGCAACGUGUGACGGAGGAGGAACGGCGCUUGACCUGUCGGGUGUGUAAGGUAGGGCGUCGGGCCGUGGUGCUCCUGCCCUGCUCCCACCUCCACCUGUGUGCUACCUGUGCCAGGCCUCGCGACGCCUGUCCCACCUGCUCUGCCAUCAUCCGGGGCACCUUUAGACCCAUCAUUGGCUGAGGUACUCUUAUAUCAGUGUUGUUUGAGGCACUCACGGGCUUUUGUCGUAUGAGGCACUCACGCGCCACGGUCGUCUGAGGCACUCACACCCCCCCCGUCGUUCGAGGCACUCACACCCCCCCCCCCCGUCGUCUGAGGCACUCAGGCAUCACCGUCGUCUGACGCACUCAUAUUCAAUCCCACCAUCAGGGGCUGAGAGUCUGUGUCUCUUCUGAAGGGCAACCAUCCAGAACAACUCAAGUCAUUCCUUCAGCCGGCUGGAGCCGAAGACAACACUCCUCCUGAAGACAGCUUCCUGUCCCAAACUGUCCAAUAUGAGGAAUGGAAAAAGUCUUCAGCGUACGUAUCAGCAAGUCUAAAAGCGUCUGGACUAGCUAGAGCCUUGAGCCACGUACGGUACUGGGUGACGUAGAGUACAGAGACUCUAGAAUUUAAAGUCUAGAACUGGACUUCGUCGUAGUGUUAAGAAUAACUCAAUUGCUUUGUAAAGCUGUAUUUCUCUCUUAUAUCACUCAAUACAUCUUUCUCGUCCUCGUUUAACUGAGAAUAGAGUUAAGGUGAUAAACACAAGAAACCAUAAAGACUGAACUUGUACAUCAAGAACCGCAUAAGAAUAAUUUAACGAUUUUAAACUCAUUAUUCAUAUAUCUGAAUAUAUAUAAUAUAUAUAUAUAUAUAUAUAUAUAUAUAU